GACUCUCGUAGUGCUGCCCGCCCUGCCACAGUCUCUUACGUAAUGACUGCAUGACUCUGGCUUUCCUGGGACCUCAUUAUGCAAAAAAAAAGUUAAAAAAUAAAAAUAAAAAAAAAAAAAGAUAAGAGAAGAAAAGAUUCUCAUCGACCCAUUGACAUGUUUGUCAGGACAGGGCUCUCACCAGCAAGGAAGCUCUGAGGCAGAAGAGCAGCUCAUCACCCCUUGCCUUGCACAGUGCUGUUGGUCAGGAGCCAAUGCAGUCUGAAUCUGAGUGACCCAUGAGGCAUUGGGAGCAAGAGGUGGACAGGGAGAAGACAAACUACUUUGCCCGAUGUAGCUGAUGAGUUUGCACAGUGAAAAAGCCACCUGUUCAUCUUUGACUCAUUCAACAAAGAAGUCACGUCAAAAACUAACUUGAAAAAUUCCUGAACUGAGCUGCAUCGACAGCCAUGGACAACUUCAUGACACCGCUGAGCACCAUCGGCGACCUCACACUUCAGCACAGCAAUGCAAAGUUCCUGCACAGCAGAGUGAGCGGACCCUCCCGACGUAAGCGGGAGUUCAUGCCGGACGAGAAGAAGGACAACAUGUACUGGGAGAAGAGACGCAAGAACAACGAGGCGGCCAAGCGCUCGCGGGAGAAGAGGCGCCUCAAUGACUUCGCCAUGGAGAGCCAGCUGGCCGCGCUCAGCGAGGAGAAUGCCAUCCUCAGGACGGAGCUGCUGGCCCUCAAACUGCGCUUUGGGCUCAUCAGCCCCGAUGCCAGCACCCACCAGGGCCGCUCCUUGCAGGACUUCCUGGGGAUUUAUUUCCGAGGGCACAAAGCGCUCUCGCCGUUCCCUGAAGCAGAGCCCUUUGCUGGGGAUUCCAGCCUCUCCGCGAAGAGCUUUGUGCCGAAGGUGCUGGAGCCGGCUGGCUUUUCGUGCAAAACCUUUAACCCAUCUAGAAACUUCCUCAGCUGUGACUCGAAGCCAGUUCCUAUGGACACACCUGGCCUUCACCAGCCAAAGAGGCUCGAUUCAGCCUUCAGAUCCACAGUUUGCUCUCCUUUCCUCGAUUCCCACUGCCCAGACAGAUAUGCGUUCCGUUUGCCUUUCUCAGGUGGUGCCUGCUUCCCGUCCCCUUGUACCGGUCUGGCGGAGGUGAGCAAGGAGAGCACCACCACUGUCUCAGAUGAAGAUGAUGAGCAGCAAGUGCCCAAAACUUCUCCUCCACCCCCAUGUAGCUUGCCCUACCCUUCAGAAGAUCAUCCAAAGGGCCGAAGCUCUUCAGCUCUGCCUCACAAACUCCGGAUUAAGACCAAAGCCCUCGGAGGACAGUGACCAUGGCUCUCUCUGCAGGAGGAGAGACACAGCCUCUCUGGGAGCAGACACAAUAUAUUCCAAUGACACGAAGGGUUUGGAAAGAGGGGUGGGAGGGAAAUGUCUUUAAAGAGGGAAGUAAUUUUCUCUCUUUUGCAUAAAUGCUGAGGGAGGUUAUAGGGCUGGACUGCAUCACUACAGCACAACUGCAGUUGGCCAUGAAGUUAAUCUUGCUGUGAGGGACCCGCCAGACCCCAUGGCUGCUGGUAAGCCUCAGUUUCACCUGGUUGCUCUGCUCACCAACCAAACUAAAACUUCAUAGAAUCACAGAAUGAUAGAAUGGGUUGGAGGGGACCUUAAAGAUCAUCUAGUUCCAAGACCUAGCCGUGGGCUGGGCGCCCCUCACCAGAUCAGGCUGCCCAGGAUCCCAUCCAGUACUGAAGUGUGAAGGGACGAGGGGCAGGAAGAGGCAAAGACAGUGGAGGUGGUGUCCACACCAUGGAACACAAUAGUGGCCCCACACCACUACUACAGCUGCUGGGUGUGACCACCAUUUUAAUUCUCUUUGCUUUGUCAUCACCUCCAUCUUCACAAAAAGGGCUGAGAAUCUAAUUGUUUAACACUGGGAAUUGUGGAUGGAAAGAGUUUCAUACCCUCCAGCUGUCUGGAGCAAGAAAAAGGAAUAGCAAUAAGAAGGCAGCAGAUUCACACUGGCAUGAACUGGGAGCAGAACCUGGUCCAUUUUGUUCUCACUUUGUCAUAAUUUAUCUUCAGAGAGGAUGAACUCUUUUUCUCUUUAACCAGAGACAAUGUGGUCCAGAAGAUACAGUUAUUUCCAUUUAUCUUCAUAACAGUUGUUUUGGAGGAUUUCUUUUUUUUUUUUUUUUUACUGAAGUAUGAAACAUAUCUUUGUCUUACUUCUUUGUAAAUAAGGCAUUUUCAGAAAUGAUACUUCCGUAUUUGAAAAUUGCUUUUAUAAAACAUUCUCUUCACUUUUGCUGUGUUGGCUGAUCCAUUUUCUUAUUUCAAAAUUAAUUACUUACAAAAUAAAACCGCUACAUGGCGCGCU
Messenger RNA from Numida meleagris (helmeted guineafowl), 2370 nucleotides. RefSeq names its product nuclear factor interleukin-3-regulated protein. The record is from RefSeq and is a predicted model, not a curated record. The transcript is spliced from 3 exons. NCBI's taxonomy places the organism in Eukaryota, Metazoa, Chordata, Aves, Galliformes, Numididae. Gene Ontology annotation, cellular component: nucleus. Gene Ontology annotation, biological process: circadian rhythm; DNA-templated transcription; regulation of DNA-templated transcription. Gene Ontology annotation, molecular function: DNA binding; DNA-binding transcription factor activity. Bases 450 to 1322 code for a protein of 290 amino acids.